This is a messenger RNA of Chondrus crispus (carragheen), 536 nucleotides long. RefSeq lists its product as hypothetical. NCBI's taxonomy places the organism in Eukaryota, Rhodophyta, Florideophyceae, Gigartinales, Gigartinaceae. The coding region runs from base 1 to 294 and encodes 97 amino acids. The transcript has 2 exons. The record is from RefSeq and is a predicted model, not a curated record.
AUGAAGCAAGCGUUUGUAACUCUUGAUAUGGCCAAGAUUGGUUUAACCACUCGUCGUGGCGGUGUGUCUUCAGUGUUUUGUCUUCGCGCUGCCGGUUUCACAUGGGGAGAACCAGGAGAGGGUCUGGACGGCGAUGACUAUCUAGAGCGUGACGCGUACGGACGCACACGUGUUGAGUUUCUGGGUGACGGGUACCAGCCUGGGCAAGGUCUUCCGCGUGGUGUGAGUUACAUGGGCUCUCGCAUCAACCGCAUGGGCAACGAUUCUGACGAGUCGGAAGAGGAUGAGGAUUGAUCAUAUUGAUGCCUUCCCUUCGUGACACGCGGCCGCUCGAUUAUCUAUGCCCCGAAAUUAUGUAUAUGCCGCUGCAGACAUCUAUCUGAAAGUAUUUGGAUAUGCUGCACCUUCACUUCUUGAGGCUUUGAAAGCGAUGUACGUCACUUGUUUUAUAUCCUUAGCGUACUUCGCAGCGCCCAUACUUUACCAUCCUUGUCAUUCUCCAUUCAUGUAGAAGGAAUAAAUUGUACAGUUUGCAA